Molecule: messenger RNA, 1593 nt
Organism: Aedes albopictus (Asian tiger mosquito)
Lineage: Eukaryota; Metazoa; Arthropoda; Insecta; Diptera; Culicidae
Exons: 2
Coding region: 793-1482 (229 amino acids)
Source: RefSeq, a predicted model, not a curated record
UAGUUACCGAUCAUUUGGAGGAACUGCUGUAUACGCGACUAUCGUUGGUCUGUGUAGUUGGGAUGAUUGUUUCAGAUUCGGAGGCUACCUCGCGUGAGCCUCUCCAACAGCCCCGCAGUUUGUGUUUUGGAGCUCUUUCGCGCGUAUUACUUUUGAACGCCGGUCGCUAAACGCGCGUAGGCCUACCUGGACUUUAUCAAGUCCUCUGCUUUUCUUCCCGUUUAUUCCGAGCCCAUCCAUAGGAACUCAUUCCGGUGCGCUAACCAUCAGAGUGAAGGCAUACUUAUGCCCUGGCAAUAGCACUAAGAACAGCAACAACAACAACGACGACAACAGUCAUUAUCAACGUGCCUCUUCUGGAGCUGGCUCGCACUGACCAACAGCAGGCCAAAGAAAAAAGAACCAUCUUCAUCAUUAUGCUGCGAAAGAACAAGACAUUGCAGAAUCGAUAUGUGUAACUAUAUAAAACUAAAAUGUUGAGAAGAGCCUUAAUUCAUUACGGUUUUGUGUAUCGUGGCGGUAACACGUACGCGUGGCAUUGAAAUUAAGCAAAUCGAGACAAGUACCUGCGCCUCUGGCUCGACUGGCCCGGGCUCGACAGUCAGUGAGGAAAGAUCGAUGGACACCGUUCGGGCUAUUAGAGUGGAUCUUCGCGCGGUGAUAAAAAAAAACAAGAAGCUUUCAAGUGACUAGAAGGAGAACAGUUGAAAAGUGAACCGAUUACGAGCAAGCUCACGCUGCGCAAUUCUGAAGAGAUUUACUGGAACCGGAAUCUUGAGACGAGCGAGCAAAAUGUGGCAUUUGAAACCGUCAAUGAUGCUGCUGUUAAUUCUUUUUCUCAUCAACGGUAUUGACGCACAAUUCAAAAUCCUUGGAGUAACAUCAGGCCGAUCAAACAGCGGCGACACUAAAAUUGAAUUGGUGCAAAUCAAACCAUUAAAGUUAGGCACAAUGGCAUCUAUCGAAUCCAGAUCAUUCCAAGAGGCUCCAACAUCAACUAUUAGUCCAACCAGCUCAACUACCGCAACACCUGAACGAUCAACUACCAUUGAAACUCAAACCAGUAAAAUAAUAAAACUGCAAAUUAUGAACUCGACAGCAGCUCGAAAUGUUUCCACUCGGGAAGGUAAGCUCCAGUACGAGAACCACCGCACGGACAACGAUAUAAUCAACAUAAGUCCGCUGCGACCAUCCUCACUGUCAAGUGGCCCCUCGUCGUCACAUCGCCGGCGAGCAACGGGAUCGAUCAGACUCACCGGAGAUUCCGAUCUUUUCUACAUUCAGAAGCCGUCGUCCCCUGCGCCGUUCAAAAAACACCACCAACCAAAGGAGAACGACGUCCAAUCUAGCGAAUUUGCUAUCCAGCGGUACAAGCGCCGAAAGUAUAAAUCCAAGUGCCGCUGCGAACGGAUUUGGAACUGCCCUCGAAUUCAGAUCUCAAUCGCUAGGUGCGCGCCCGACUUUUUCAUGUGCUGCUUCUAACGGUGGCUAUCAGUAGUGGAUAGAAAGUAAGAAUUUUAAGAGUGAUAAAUUAGGGUUAGAAUCGUAUUUAUAAUUAUUUAUACAAUAAAGACUUGCUGAAUAACAAGUAGA